CUUAUAUUUUAUCCACUCUUAUACCGUAGAGGGUCUAGAGUAGGGAUCGCAAAUUAUUUUCUUCAGGGGUCCAGUUUUUCACCCUAUUCCAGGCCCCACCAAUCUACAAGGUUUUCCCAAAAAAUCCAAAUAUAUUCCAAUUAAUUCAGCUUUGACGAUUAAUUUGAAGACAAGUCACAUUUCCAGACACUGCAAUAUAAUUUGAAAAAUAAAUCGCAAUGCUAAAGUUGAAAUUGUAAUGGCGCGUAUGUGGCCGAUAAAUCGUACUAUGUCUGGAAAAGGGUUAAAAUAAAAUGACUAUUGUGAUCCGUUUCUUUUUGAGUUUAAUGAGAAUCGGAUUCAAUCUCUGGGAACUGCAUCUCUCCCUCGCAUGUUACGUCGCUUAGUUACGCACUCAAAAAGAAAAUGGUACCAUUCCAUUCCUUACAUUUUAUUAAAGCAUAAAUUGUAUUACAAUAACUAUUUACACAAAUGCAAUAUUUCAAAAUGGCAAUUGUCUUGAUCUUCCAUACAUUUAGGAUAGAGUAAUGUAAUGUGACGUCACAUCACAAUAAAAUUCUGUUAAGAGGCGUUUCCCUCAGUGCGUGCAAGCCUCAGAUUUUAACCCUGAUCUUUGUGUUGCUUAAAUGCCAUGAGUCCUACAUUUGAUCCUCAGGAAAAUCAAGAUCGAUUGGCAUUAUUUACAAAAAACUGUCAAAUAGCCAAUUGUAUUCAAAUAUAUUUGAUGACCGGUCUGGUCUAGUGGGUAGUGACCUUGCCUAUGAAGCGGAAUUAGGUGAUAUAAGGUUUGAAUCCUGUGUGCGUACCAAAAUGCCAUAGGAUUUGACUGUGAAUGGGUGACUGUGGGUCGCAAAAGACAGCCUGUCGCAUUGUUGCAACUGUCCACCCUUGAUGGCUUUUGUGGUCUGUUCCGGUUAAAUCAAAUGAAAACUGUCCCUAGCUCAUUAAAAGCAUUACUUGAAGAUAACACCAUCUACAAAGUAGGUGUUUCUCCUUCUGAUGACGCAAAAUAUCUGUUCCACGACUGGGGACCUAAACUAAAGAGUUCUCUCGACGUGCGCCACCUGGCUCGCGCCUGCGGCUACAGUGCCGGCGGUCUGGCGAGUCUCUCUGAAGCACUGUUGCAAAUCACUCUGGAUAAACACUGGAAGGUACGUUGCAGUGACUGGGAGGCGGAGCAGUUGACAGACAGACAAAUAGUGUAUGCAGCGGCUGAUGCACAUGUUGCUAUCAAAAUAUUUGCGAAAUUAAUACGUGAAUUUACUAGCAGAGCACGCGGUUUUUACUGGCAUACUGGAAAAAUGGGCAAAGAUUCACAACAAGAUGUUAAUGAUUUAUGUCGGGAUAUUGCAGAUGUUGCUUUCAAAACAAAGCAUAACAGUAAUCAGAAAACUAAUGGGAAGAAGGAUAAGAUCGUUAAGAAAGAAGACAUAGUGAUAAGCAAGAGGUACCCGUACUUGACGCGCACCAAGCCCCUGUACAACAACUGCUACCUGCAGGCACCCGAUGGCGAGCUGCUGUGCACUUGUGACAAAAAGAAAGCCCUCUGGUACGUGGAGAAGGAGUUGGGGGCUGUGGUGAGCGAGGCGCCGCUGACUGUGCGGCUGCGGUUCGAGCCGGCCGGCCGCUCCGUGGGCGCCGUGGGCCGCUAUUACCAGCUCGCCAAGGAGAACAAGUGCGUCGUGUGCGGCAGCACCGACUCUUACAUUAGAAAAAAUGUCGUACCUAGAGAGUACCGAAAGUAUUUUCCCGAGGUAAUGAAGGACCACUCGUCGCACGACGUGGUGCUGCUGUGCGUGCGCUGUCACCAGCUUUCCAACACACUGGACCUGCGCAUGCGCGAAAUGCUGGCGCGCAAGUGUCACGCGCCGCUCGCUAGCGGCAAGGCUGAACAUAGCUGCGACUUCAAUACUAGGAAAAUUCGUUCGUUGGCGCGUGCCCUGUUAUACCAGUCGCAGUCGCUGCCGGAGGCGCGGCGGCGCAAGCUCGAGGAGGUGCUGUUGCAUCACUACCCGCAAUGCGAAGUGAUCACGCAGGAACUGUUGCAGGAGGCUGCUGCCACCAGCCCGGAAGUUGCCAUUAAAAAGGAAGAAGAGAGCCACGGCAUGAAAGUAGUAGAGUAUCACCUGAAACACGAAGGUCUUCUGCGACUAGAGGAGUAUUGGCGAGAACAUUUCCUCACUUCGAUGGAACCGAAAUGCAUGCCCGAGUUAUGGUCUAUUAAACAUAACGAAGAAAGGCUCCGUGUGAGAUUCGAAGAAGGACGUCUAUCUCAAAAAGAUUUGCAAUCAAUUGGACUCGCGUCGUGGAUUUAAUACAAAUUAAACUCACCCACAUAAGUUUUAACCUUUUCGACGUCGUGUCAAACAUAAAAACUGUCACUCAGACGCCACGUCAUCGAAGUGUCAAAACUGAAAUUGAACUUUAUGCAUUUGCACGUAGGUCUAUGUUGAGCUGUGGUCUGUGACAGAUGAAUCCGUCUUCGGCGUUGGACCUACGACCUAGGCCUAUAUCCCUUAAUUUGGCACAGUCAAGUAUACUUAACACUUACUUUGAAAAAAUGUAAGCAUGUUGUUUUUUACUUAAAUUCAAAGUUUUUAAUUUUAUGUAUCAUUUACAUUUUAAAGAAUAAGGAAAAAAUAAAACCUUACUGGCAACAAUGUUAUCUGUUAGUAGUGAAUCAACAUGGCGAGUAGAAGCUCGACACUGCGUUCUAUACAGGUAUUAGUUUAUAUUUUUUCGAUUUUAUUACGCAAAAUUUUACUGUAAAUACUAAUUUUAUUAUAUUUAAUUAUAGUAUAACGUAUACUUUAUAUAGCAUAACUAUUUGUCAAGUCAAGCUAUUUCCUUGUAAUAAGCAAGCAAACAUAACUGUUAAGUAUUUUUGACAAAACAAUACGUACAGUUUAUUAGAAAUUAAACAACCUGUUAAGCAUUUUUAACAAAUCUUUAUGCUGUGUGAUUUUACCGCGCUUGACUAGUUAAGCAUUAUACAUAAAACGUUAUGCUACAGUUUUAAUAAUUUGAGAUUUUUUUCUGCCUACGUUCAUAUUUUACCAUAAUAGAAGAUUUAAUGCUAUAGUUUGAUUCGUUAUUCUUUUAUAGCUUAGCUUCACAAGUUUUCAAAAUGUAUCCCCUUAAAAAUUAUUCAAUUGCCAUUAAAAUUAUAGGUACCUGUACCUACCAAAGAUGUAAAAUGUUUAAGAUGAGAUUUCACGCGGACGAAGUCGCGGGCAACAGCUAGUAUAUCAAUAAAUCAUCUGAAAUCUAUCCGAGAACUAAAUGCUGCUACAGACUUGUCAGACAAAUAAAGUAGUUUCAACAAAUGAACAAUUGUAACUAUGUUAUUAAUGUGA
Cydia pomonella (codling moth) is the source of this 3356-nucleotide messenger RNA. It is a transcript of the gene Exd2, whose product is annotated as exonuclease 3'-5' domain-containing protein 2. The transcript has 10 exons. Bases 924 to 2315 code for a protein of 463 amino acids. Lineage: Eukaryota; Metazoa; Arthropoda; Insecta; Lepidoptera; Tortricidae. Gene Ontology annotation, cellular component: nucleus; cytoplasm. The record is from RefSeq and is a predicted model, not a curated record. Gene Ontology annotation, molecular function: 3'-5' exonuclease activity; nucleic acid binding. Gene Ontology annotation, biological process: nucleobase-containing compound metabolic process.